CUUGGGAGUAUCCACUUUGGUUUCAUAUUUACAUGAGGAUUGUUCUGCCAAUCAUUUUUGUCUGCAAACAAACUAAAAUACUCAAGGUCUAUGCUAGUAUGAGUUUUAAAACCUCUUUGAAGAAAACAGACUACAUGACUGAUUCUAACCUGAGCAUUGUAAAUAUGGUUCAAGAGAGAAAAAUCACCCAGGCUUAGUAUUGGCUUAAUAUGCACUUUAAGAAGUUCUACCUACAACGAGGGAGGGGCAUUUUAUAAUUCUGCAGCAGCUGGGCUGAUAACAACUUCCUCAUGAACCAGGAAACUUUGCAAGAAUUAAAUAACCUGUAAGAAGGAGACAAAGAAGGAAGUAACUGACCAGAAUGAAAAGAGGAACAGUUCUCAGCUGAAGCAAGUCUGAUGAAGGCUGACAGAGCCAGCACUCCUGGCUUGAAGUGAGUCAGAGCCCCAUUUAAAGUGCUUGGGUAAGGAAAAGAGGUGUCGGGAUUCUCUCUAUGACUCUAAAGAUGGAAAGAGCUGGUCCCUGCUCAACUUUAGACCAGGUUUCUGGACAGCAGAUUCCUCAACCUCCCUCUCCUUGAGGUCACUACUGUGCUAUUCUCUGCUCAUCUCUGCUCCGUUUUGUGAAAAGGAAGUGGAAAAGAAUAAAAUCCCUUCCAUACAGCCCUGGUGUACAUCUUCAGAGACUAAGUCUGCUGAGUCUCAGGUCCAGAUGCAUCUUAUGUCCUUUUGGAUCUAAAAACGAAAUGCCCAAGAGAGCCUUCAAACUCGGUUGCGAACCACAGCAGGCUAUCAGAAACGGCACCUGCUUGUGCCUGCGAAUUCAUUAGCCGCGUCAAGCCGCUGAACACCACUGUUCAUGCAGAAAUGCUGAAAAGCUUUGUGGGCUCUUCAGUGGGUGUGGUUGUGGGCGUUUCCCUCCUUUUAGUCUUGCUGGUCUGUGGAAUUGGAUGUGUUUGGCGUUGGAAGCGCCGGGAAAACACACCAAUCAUCUUACCAAAGUUUAUGCAAAGGAGAAGUAACAGGCAGAAAGACUGCGUGAAAACCCUUAGCUUGCGUGCCCACGUGACUGGCUCAAGCCCUAAAAUCUCAGCGGAAAGCAAAGGCCCCAAGUCUUCAUCCAAGAGAAAUAAGGCACAUAGCAACUACGAAAAUGUCUCCUGUCCUCUGCACACGGAAGCAGUAACCGACAAGGCGCUGUAUGAAAACACGCAGCCGUCUAAUGUCGAGGAACAUGUCUACUGUAAUCAAACAGACGCCCUCUAUCAUAAUUUCCAGAAGCCUAGCCCUCCUCCUGCUCCUCAAGAGGAAGACAUAUAUAUCCUCCCAGACUCCUACUAGCUUUUCAAUGGACUGAGACUCAUUGCUGGAGGAAAAACUGUCUCCAAGCUUCUGAGUGGAUGGAUGUCAUUGUGACCAAGCUAUUCUGAUGGAACCAGUGGUCUCUUUUCUUUCGCUACCCUUACAAACCCUCACUAAGAGAACCACUGCAGACAAAUUCUAGAAACCCCUUCUGCCUUGGCUUAAAUCUGUGGCAUAGCAUAUUAAUUUUUCUUUUCAAAUAUUUACUGUCACAACUGUCCUUCAUUUUUUUUUUCCUCAUCACUUUUUGAGGCCCGGCAUUAUUGGCACAAUCGCCUAGCAGGUCAUUCUUCCAGUUUUGUUUUGCUGUGCUGAGGAGCUAACCCAAUGCCUUUUAGAUACCAGGUAAGCGCUGAGCCACUGAACCGCAUUUCUAGCCCACUCUUCUGAGUGACAGCCAAUGAACAGCCUAGGACACAGGAGGUUGAUCUUCAGAAAACUGUCUAGAUAGUUACAUCAGUCCUUCGGCAAAAGUAGUGUAUGUCCUGUUUGCAACAGACAUAAAGCUCAAAACCCAAACUGCAGAGGUUUGUGCCUUCUUCAGUUAUAGCUUUCUUUCCCAAUUAUUCUCCUAAUUCCUCACUUCUUUGCUUGCAUCAGAAACAUCUUAAAGUUGCCAGACACCUCUCUCUAGUCCAUGAUCCUCCUUUUCUGUCCUCUCAAGCCUGCCUCAGAUCACAACCUCUCCCAGUUUACUCUGAAUCAUUUUAAACCAGCAUUGUUUUUCAAGAUCUGGUAGAUCUUGCUGCCUGUUUAAUUGUCUGAGCAUUUAAAGAUAUGAAUGUUUGCUGCGCAUUUCAUCACCAAUGCAAUGUGGGAAUGCAGCUAAAUAGAAAGGAAUUGGUUCAUAGUCAUACUUUUAGCCCCAAUGACAUCAUG
Messenger RNA from Meriones unguiculatus (Mongolian gerbil), 2240 nucleotides. It is a transcript of the gene Gapt, whose product is annotated as GRB2 binding adaptor protein, transmembrane. The transcript is spliced from 3 exons. NCBI's taxonomy places the organism in Eukaryota, Metazoa, Chordata, Mammalia, Rodentia, Muridae. Gene Ontology annotation, cellular component: membrane. Bases 867 to 1340 code for a protein of 157 amino acids. The record is from RefSeq and is a predicted model, not a curated record.